Messenger RNA from Pomacea canaliculata, 4213 nucleotides. Its product is annotated as ATP-binding cassette sub-family B member 6, mitochondrial-like. The transcript has 19 exons. Lineage: Eukaryota; Metazoa; Mollusca; Gastropoda; Architaenioglossa; Ampullariidae. The coding region runs from base 1024 to 2856 and encodes 610 amino acids. Gene Ontology annotation, cellular component: membrane. Gene Ontology annotation, biological process: heme transport; transmembrane transport. The record is from RefSeq and is a predicted model, not a curated record. Gene Ontology annotation, molecular function: heme binding; ATP hydrolysis activity; ABC-type heme transporter activity.
GGUGAAGCCAUUGACCUCCCUUGACAAGCGUCAAAAAAACGAAACUACUGCAUGACACAGCUACUUCUGUAAUACGAACUUGCUUCACUUGUGUCCAAGCACGAACAGACUUACAGCUCUUUUAGGAUAUUUCGAAGAGGAAAAAUCGAAUUAAAAAGUGCAAAGGAUACGCGAAAACGGUGGGCACUUUGAAACACUUCACAUCGUGUUAUUGUUGAAACUAAGUACACUCACGUCGGCGUACGAACAACGGUGCAGCGUGUUUACGCCUACUGUGCAGUAACCCAGCCCGCUGUUCGGUGCAGCGUAAUCUUACGUUUUUAAGAUGCAGUUCUGUGAUAACGGCACUGCCUGGAUACAUGUAUGGAUAAACAAUGGAAUCAACAGGUGCUUCUAUGAUUCUUUUACGUCUGGCCUGCUCUGUGUGUUUAUUUUCUUAUGUGGAAUACUUCAGUGUUUUAUAUAUGGCAGAUACAGUAUUACAGUGGACAAAAAGCGCAUCCCUACGUCCAGAGCUAUAUACGCCCAAGUGGUCAUCACUCUUUCCCUGGUAACAGAGGCAAUAACACAUAUGAUACUACAAAAUGUUGAGCUGUAUGACAAAGUUUUAUGCGGUUACCAUGUGUCUACAGCAUGCUCAUUCAUCCUCGCAUACCUGAUCACCCUACGUCUGCUUUUCCUGGAGCGAAACUACGCGUUACCUUCCAUCCCAACACGGGGACAUGGCUUACUAUUAAUUUUGUUCUGGACACUGGCAUUGAUUAGGGAAAUUCUGGCCUUCGUUUCAUGGUGGAGCUCGGAAUGGUGGUGGCAUCUCAAAUCGACAUCAGACUACAUUGAAAUGGGUCUCUGGGUGUUUCGCUUACCCUGACACUCGCCCUGUUGGUGUUGGGAGCUCUUGGGUUGGGUCUGCCCAGUUCACGUUACUCCAGUGAAUUACUUCUAAAUGAUGAAGAAAAUCUAAGCAGGCCUUCCAAUCAGAACACUUCAACAUGGUCAAAUGUGUGGUCCAAGGUGAAACUUAUGAUGCCUUACGUCUGGCCUAAAGGAAACUUCACCCUGCAAUUCACUGUUUUCUUUUGCCUUGUUUUGCUUGCUCUUGGUCGAGCACUCAACGUUCUUGUUCCAAUCUACAGCAAAGAAAUAGUGGACAGUUUGACAUACACACCUCAAGCCAGUGCUCAAGUGGAGCCUCUUCAGUUCCGCUAUGACCUUAUCCUCAUUUAUGUGGCAUUGAAUUUUUUGGAAGGGAGGGGAUCAGGUCAGACUGGUUUUCUCAACAACUUGCGAUCCCUUCUGUGGAUUAAGGUGCAGCAAUACACUACUCGGCGUGUUCAAGUCAAACUGUUCAGUCAUCUCCACAGUCUUUCUUUGCGAUGGCACCUUCAACGCAAGACAGGGGAAGUGUUGAGAGUAGUGGAUCGGGGAACUGACAGCAUCAACAAUCUCCUUAACUAUAUUGUUUUCCAAAUCUUCCCAACCAUUGCCGACAUUGUCAUUGCCAUUAUCUACUUUGUGACGGUGUUCAACUAUCUUUUUGGCCUCAUUGUCUUUGUUUGCAUGUUUCUGUAUCUUGCCUCUACCAUUGUAAUCACUGAGUGGCGUACAAAAUAUCGCAGGGAAAUGAACUUGCUAGACAACAAAACCAAUGCAAUGGCAGUCGACUCACUGUUGAAUUUUGAAACAGUGAAGUACUAUGGGGCCUCUGAUUUUGAAACCCAACGCUAUGAUGAAGCUAUCACAAAUUUUCAGGUCGCAGAAUGGAAGUCAAAUGCCAGCCUGAAUCUUUUGAACUCAGCUCAGAACAUUGUUACAACUGUGGGCUAUAUGGCUGGGGCCUUACUGUGUGCUUGGGCUGUUGUCAGCGGAGUGGCAGGGCUACACUUGACAGUAGGGGAUUAUGUUCUGUUUGGCACCUACCUGGCUCAGCUCUUUGUACCUCUCAACUGGCUAGGAACCUACUACAGAAUGAUCCAGCAAGCCUUCAUUGAUAUGGAAAACAUGUUUGAUCUUUUAGCAGAGGAUGCUGAGGUAAAAGAUGUGCCAGGCUGCAAAGACCUUAUCAUCUACAAAGGCAAAAUAGAAUUUCAGAAUGUUUGCUUUCGGUAUGAUCCUAGCAAGCCAAUCAUAAAAAAUGUCUCCUUCACAGUGAACCCUGGGGAAACGCUGGCACUAGUAGGGCACACUGGCAGUGGAAAGAGUACCAUUGUACGGCUGCUGUUUCGUUUUUAUGACAUUGAGAGUGGCAGUAUAAAAAUUGAUGGACAGGACAUAGCAAUGGUAAGUCAGAAGUCACUGCGACAGACCAUUGGAGUAGUGCCUCAAGACACAGUGUUAUUUAACACUGAUAUAAGAUACAACAUUCGAUAUGGUCGUGUGGCAGCCAGCGAUCAGGAAGUUGAGGCAGCUGCAGCUGCUGCCGAGAUUCACAAUCGCAUUUUAACGUUCCCCAAACAGUAUGACACGUUGGUGGGUGAAAGGGGUCUGAAGCUGAGUGGCGGAGAAAAACAGCGUGUAGCCAUUGCUCGCACCUUGCUUAAAGCCCCUGCCAUUGUUCUGCUGGAUGAGGCAACAUCUGCACUGGAUACAAAAACAGAACGCAACAUUCAAACUUCACUAGAGAAUGUGUGCAAAAAUCGAACCACAAUUGUGGUAGCCCAUCGUCUGUCCACUAUCAUUCAUGCGAAUCAGAUUCUGGUUUUUAAUGAGGGCGAGGUCAUUGAAAGAGGAACACAUGAAGAGCUAAUAGCCAAGGGAGGUCACUAUGCAGAAAUGUGGCAGCAGCAACUGCAGGCAAAACAGAGUGAAGUAGAGGAAGGUGCAAAUGGAAGUGCAGAGAUUGGCAAGCUGGAUUGAAGAAGACAGGGUUUACAGCUUUUCCAAAAAAUUCUUAUUUAUUGUGCAUGUGUGUCUUAGGACUAAAACAUUGAGUUCCCCUUGAAAUUGAUGGGGAGGGGUAACAAUUAUUAGCACAUUCUGACUGUUCCUAGCAGGCAGUUCUGCAACAAAUUCUUUUUUGAACAUGAUGCUAGAUGAGUUUAAGAACCUAAAACUUACAAUAGACGUGUUGUGAUGCAGAGACCUAGAGACAGUCUUAUUGAAGACUGUGGCCUUCUUAAAUGAUUGUUAUCAAAGUAGUUUUAGAAUGGUUUGAUUUUAGACUCAGCAGGUUUUUAACGUUGGUUGUGAAAGAUCAGUGUUAACACAAUCAGAAUAUUUAUAAAUCAUGCAGCCUUCCUACCUAGAGAGCCUGGAGAAGACCACCAAUAGUCAGCCAUGUAAAACAGGUGUGACAUCCAGAGAAAGCUUUGUCUGAACCAGGAUACAAACCCAUGACACCUGAUUCUCACUGUCAUGUUACAGGCGCUAUGUCACCAACAAAAGUUGCAAUCCAAAGUUCAUGUAGAAACACAUUUAAAUCUCCAAUAAACACAACAGUAAUACACACAAAAGAAUUAUAAGAGGAUUUCUUAAACUAUAAAAUGUUUUAUUCUGCAUCCAUGUAUUAUUUUUUUUAUCUUGUUGAAAGAUAGAUCUGAAAUCUGUGUUCAUGACAUUUUUAAAAAAGUUUACAAAACAUAAAAUGUGAGACUAUUCUGUUCUCAGUAUACCCAAAAUUAUAGAUCAUUCAAAGAGAAACAUGGAAUUCAGAUGAUACAUAACUUUUUAUUGUCAAGAUUAGUGUUAAAAUGGGAAAGUACAGUAUAGGGCCAUUAAGCCGCGAUUAUUGGGGUCUAAACUGCUUAACCGUGGCUUAAAUGUUUUUGGAUAAUGCUGUCUGGAUCUCUUGCAUCUUAAACCAUCUUUAUCAAGCUCAUCAAGAAAUGUUCUUGAUUUGUUUUCAUCUUUGAUACGUCCAUGUAGUGUUGACUCAAGUACCCCUAACUCUCUGCUUACUUUAAUGCAAGUUUCGCUGAUUUAUAUUCUUUUGAUGACAUUCAGCUUUUGCUGAAAUCAUAUGAAGCAUGGUUAUGUUUAUUACUCAUGGCAAGUGUGGAUAAAAUGGAUUAAUAGUGCAUAGUAUGUCAAUCACGGACAUUUGAAAUGCCAAAAUGACAGCUGUCAACACCUGUCUCGAGUGUUUGAGAGGCCAAGUAUGUAUGAUCAAUAGUGUAAAAAAAUUAGGAUCCAAGCAUUUUGCUUAAGCGAAUUUGCGGAUUACUGGACCGUGGCUUAAUGGCCCUACACUGUAAUAUCCUUUUUUUGCACAGUG